Botrytis sinoallii is the source of this 1605-nucleotide messenger RNA. RefSeq lists its product as uncharacterized. NCBI's taxonomy places the organism in Eukaryota, Fungi, Ascomycota, Leotiomycetes, Helotiales, Sclerotiniaceae. Gene Ontology annotation, molecular function: serine-type exopeptidase activity; dipeptidyl-peptidase activity. Gene Ontology annotation, biological process: proteolysis. The record is from RefSeq and is a predicted model, not a curated record. The coding region runs from base 1 to 1605 and encodes 534 amino acids. The transcript is spliced from 6 exons.
AUGCAAAUCGACCACUUCAACAGCUCGGACAACCGCACCUUUAGGAAUUGCUAUUGGCUCAAUGAUACCUUCUAUCGGCCAGGAGGUCCAGUGUUUUUCUUCGAUACAGGCGAGCAUGGUAUCUCCGAGUUCAUGGUGUCUAUGCUGUUGGAGGAAGCGAUGGGUCGCUCCGCUUUGAUGGCACUGGCACAGAAAUACAAUGGACUUGCCAUACUUUGGGAGCACCGCUUUUAUGGUGCAAGUCUUCCAUUUGAGCUUGAAAAUAAGACUGGAGUUGCUUUAGCCGGGUUUGAUGCCUACAAGUAUCUUACGACUGAACAGGCACUCGAAGAUACUGUCUAUUUCGCACGAAAUUUCCAGCCAUCUACACUUCGUAAAUACUGGCUGAUGUUAUCCCCAAGUAAUACGCCAUGGAUCUUUAUUGGUGGAAGUUAUCCAGGUAUCAGAGCUGCAAUCGCUCGGCAACGCAAUCCAGAGAUAUGGUUUGCUAGCUGGGCAUCCUCGGCACCAGUGCAAGCACAGGUUGAUAUGUCGGUCUAUUUCAACCCAAUUCAGCAGGCUAUGACGGACAAUUGCUCAAAAGACGUGCAUAUUGCUGUCGACUACGCUGAUAAGGUAUUUCAGUAUGGCAGCCGGGAUGAAGUCUUGUUGCUUCGACAAGAGAUCUACAUGACUGGUCGGGCCAAUCCAGCUAUCAACAAAGGUCUCCACUCAGUAGAUAACUUUCCGCUUUCGCCAACUGAUAUGACUCUAUGGGAAGCUUCCCAGAUACUUGCGACACCUUUCCAGCACACUAGCCAUAACUUCCAGCUUUAUGGUUUUGACUCUGCAUUGUUAUCUUUCUGCAACUACCUCGAACAAUACGAUCCAUCGGCUUCUGUUCUCUUUCCUCACAGUGCGUCGGCAAACGAGGUUGAGGCCUUCAGGGAUUGGAUUCAAACCAGCCAUAGCUCUACAUCUACAAGAAUCGGUAUUGCUGCCACAUACAAUGCUUCGACCGCAUUUUUUGCAUAUAUAUCAGCUAUCUAUCGAAAGAUGGCCGAUGACUAUUCAGACCAAGGGUCGGGCUUUUCAUUACCACCAUCUUCACUUGGAGAUGGCGUAAGCUGGAAAUGGCAAUAUUGUAGCGAAUUUGGCUUCCUCCAAAGCUCCAACACUACAAACCCAUUCAACUUGAUAUCUCGUUUUGACAACAUUUCGAGCGAAGAGUCAAAUAUUUGCGCGGAUACUUUUCCAUAUGCACCUCAGUUACCCAAUGUCAGCGCAAUCAAUGAUAAAUAUGGCGGCUGGAAGAUGGCACCGUCCAAUGUCAUGUUUUCGAAUGGUGAAAUGGAUCCAUGGCGAACACUUGGAGUCCAGGCAGAUCUCGAGAUCAAUCCAAAUGCGGUCAUUAGGAAGUCUACAAAGACAAUACCUACAUGUAAUAUACCCCCUCCGAACGGGGAAGUUUUCGGACAAGUGUACCCGGCUCAGGUGCACAUCUCGGAUCUCUUAUCCUCAUUCUAUAUUGAGAUUGAAGAUCAACCCUCGCCUUUCGAAGCUGGUUUUGACCUUUUCACAAAAGCACUAAAUGAGUGGUUACCGUGUUUCAACGGACUGCAUUGA